Polyodon spathula (Mississippi paddlefish) is the source of this 2591-nucleotide messenger RNA. Its product is annotated as ATP-sensitive inward rectifier potassium channel 11-like. The coding region runs from base 170 to 1330 and encodes 386 amino acids. Lineage: Eukaryota; Metazoa; Chordata; Actinopteri; Acipenseriformes; Polyodontidae. Gene Ontology annotation, biological process: potassium ion import across plasma membrane; regulation of monoatomic ion transmembrane transport. The transcript has a single exon. Gene Ontology annotation, molecular function: ATP-activated inward rectifier potassium channel activity. The record is from RefSeq and is a predicted model, not a curated record. Gene Ontology annotation, cellular component: plasma membrane.
AAUCGGAUAGCAAGUGCAGCAGUCAGCUGCUUCUGGAUCACAGGCAGAGGGAGAGCCAUAUCAUUAUCCUAAGAUUUUGGAAAAUCGUUUUUAUGAGGACAAAAAUAAAAUAAAAAAACAGGAGACUUUCUAUUUAGUACAGGGAUCCGCUGAAUAGUAUGGGAGCGCUAUGUUGUCCAGAGAAGGGAUUAUUCCUGAGGAUUUUGUGCCGACACGUUUAGCCGAGGAGGUUUCUCAACCGAAGUUUAGAGCCAAACACAGAAAAGCUCGAUUUGUGGCUAAGAAUGGGACCUGCAACGUUGCACAGACGAAUAUCCGAGAGCAGGGACGGUUUCUGCAGGAUGUUUUCACCACUCUAGUGGAUUUUAAAUGGCUCUAUACUCUUAUAAUAUUUACAAUGUCGUACCUUUGCAGUUGGCUGCUGUUUGGUAUGAUUUGGUGGCUUAUAGCCUUUGCACACGGAGACCUGGACCAGAAUAGCGACAGCUUUGUCCCGUGUGUGACGAGCAUUCAUUCUUUCUCUUCGGCCUUUCUUUUCUCUAUCGAGGUGCAGGUGACCAUCGGCUUUGGGGGGAGGAUGAUCACAGAGGAAUGCCCCGCUGCCGUCCUGUGUCUCAUCGUCCAAAACAUCGUGGGUCUUGUCAUCAACGCCAUCAUGUUGGGUUGCAUUUUUAUGAAGACAGCUCAAGCCCAUCGCCGAGCUGAGACCCUUAUUUUUAGCAAGCACGCUGUAAUUGCGAUCAGAGACAGCAAACUUUGUUUCAUGCUGCGAGUGGGGGACCUGAGGAAGAGUAUGAUCAUCAGCGCUACCAUAAAGAUGCAAGUAGUUAGGAAGACGACCACUUCGGAGGGGGAGGUCGUGCCACUUAACCAGAUAGACAUCGAGAUGGAGAACCCAGUGGGCACCAACGGCAUCUUUUUGGUGUCGCCCCUUAUUAUAUCUCACGUUAUUGACAAAAAGAGCCCACUGUAUGAGAUAUCAGCCAGUGAUCUGCACCAUGAAGAUUUGGAAGUGAUUGUCAUUUUGGAAGGAGUUGUGGAGACCACUGGCAUCACUACUCAAGCCAGAACGUCUUACUUAGCUGAGGAGAUACUCUGGGGGCAGAGGUUUGUACCUGUAAUCUCUGAAGAAGAGGGUAGGUACUCGGUGGACUACUCAAAGUUUGGAAACACUGUGAAAGUAGCUACGCCCAGCUGCAGUGCUAAAAAUCUUGACCAAGAUGGAAGUCUCUUAAAAGUAAAACCCCAGGACUCUUUGAUACAAAAGGAUUUCUUGAGAAAAAGAACCAAUGCCACAAUCCGACUCAAACAAAGAAAUGUCAACCAAUAAUAAUACGAAAUAUUAUAUUUUAGUAGGGGUGAUGUUUUGCUACGUUGUAGUCGUUCGCAAAUAUGAGAUUUGAGGUAUCAUCUUAUAAAUCUUCUGGUAUUCAUUUCUGUACACACUAUACAUUUAUUGUGAAACCAUUUUUAAACAUCCGUAAAAAAAUACAGCAGUAUACAGGUAAUGUCUGUACAUUUGUCAGUUACCAGUAUGUUGUGUAAAUGUUCAGUCAUUUAUUGCAAAUGUAGACUGUUAGUUACAGUUACACGUUGCUGCAUUUUGUUUGCAGUUUUGCAUAUAUGUCUGUGUGUGUGUGUGUACAGUAGAAAUGUAAAAUGUAACUUCUGCUUUAACAUAUGUACAGUAUUUCACCAGACGUGUUAUACAGCAUGCUUUACAUUUUAACGUACCUGUUUCUGUACAUGAACAAGGGAUAAAUACAGUAACCCCAGCAGUUUAUCGCACUGUAUUUAAAACAAGUUGGCGAGUUCUUAAUAACGCUGUAGUCUAUAAUAUGCAGUACUGGAAAUAGGUAUCCUGUACAUCCCGCUCGCAUUUUUUAGUUUAUAUUUAAAAUAUUUUACGAUUUUGACUUGUGUAGGAAAAAAAUUUUCAUCGACACUUUUUAACGCAGCCCCAAUGUCUUAAACCUUUCAUAAAUGUCAUAAUUAUUUAUACAAUAAAAGGUGCUAUACCUGCAAAAGUCAAUUUAAAAGGCAUGUUGUUUUGCAUUAAAAAAAAGUACUACUCAGGUAAAAAAGCGAUUCAACAAUUAUAUGACAAAACGAAUAUACAAAUGUGUUAAUUAUUUUUUGAAUGUGUAGAUUCGAUUAUAAUCUGUUGUUUACUGUUUUAUCCAAUGCUAGCAAAGGCAACAGUGGUGAUCUUAGCUAUUGGUUAGUAUAAAACCAGAAGUUCCACCUUUUGUUUUACUAUAUUACAUUGCAAUUUAUGACUUUUGAAGUGUCACUUCAGACUUAAUAAAUAAAUAAAAUAAAAAUUUUAAAAAAUCAAUGAAACAGUUUAUUUUGGAAAAUAAAAAUUCAAUUAGUAAAUCAAAAAUACACUUAUUUAAAAGUCUAUUCUGAAAGAAAAAUAAGCAGUAUUGGAGCCGUUCUAUUUUAUAGCCAAACGUUUGGCGCCCCCUGCUGAAUGUAUUGGUUUUUGAGUUCAGCAGUAUCAGUCCUGUUCUAUUCACUGGGUAUGCUAUUUGAAUACAAUCCUAUAUCAUGCAUGUCUUUGUUUGAUUAAAGGAAGUUAUAACUCA